AUGCUUCUGCGCUUCUUUGUUUUCUGGCUGCGCUUAGCAGCCACCAGCACCACUGCACCAGCCAACCUCAACACAGCACCGCUGACAGUUACUGAUGGCCCCAUGGCAACCGUACAAGUCACCAACAGCACCAUGGCACCGAAUGAGGCCACCUUCAUCACCCAGACGCCUCCAGCCAUCACCAACACCACUGCACCGGAAACGUCUAACGUGACCCUGUCGCCACCAGCAGUCACCAGCAACGCUGCCACAUCCGCCCCGACCAACACCAACCCCUCCUGGGCACGAGACACUGCCACCACCAUAUCGGCAGCGGGAACGGGCUCCACUGCACCAGCCUCUGGUACCGCUGCAUCAACCAACCACACCAUGGCAACCGAUGGCCCCACGGCAACCAUACAAGUCACCACCAGCACCACGAUACGGGAUGAGGUCACAAACAGCAGCAAAAUGCCUCCAGCCAUCACCACCAACACCACCGUGCCAGAAGUGUCCAACAGCACCACGGCACCACCAACAGCCACUGCCUCUGGUACCGCUGCAUCAGCCAACCACACCAUGGCAACCAAUGGCCCCACGGCAACCAUACAAGUCACCACCAGCACCACGAUACGGGAUGAGGUCACCAACAGCAGCAAAAUGCCUCCAGCCAUCACCACCAAUAUCACCGUGCCAGGAGUGUCCAAUGGCACCACAACACCACCAACAGCCACUGGUAAUGCCAUCACGCCCAUAUUGACCAGCACAAACCCUUGCAAGGUAGAAAUCAAUGCUACCACCAUGCCCACAGCAGAAACAGACACCACUGUGCCACAUACGGAGAACCACCCGCCUCCUUUGUCUCCAAAGUGA
Messenger RNA from Mauremys reevesii (Reeves's turtle), 852 nucleotides. Its product is annotated as mucin-2-like. The record is from RefSeq and is a predicted model, not a curated record. Lineage: Eukaryota; Metazoa; Chordata; Testudines; Geoemydidae. Bases 1 to 852 code for a protein of 283 amino acids. The transcript is spliced from 4 exons.